This is a messenger RNA of Spinacia oleracea (spinach), 1204 nucleotides long. RefSeq names its product myb-related protein 308. The record is from RefSeq and is a predicted model, not a curated record. NCBI's taxonomy places the organism in Eukaryota, Viridiplantae, Streptophyta, Magnoliopsida, Caryophyllales, Amaranthaceae. The coding region runs from base 214 to 1056 and encodes 280 amino acids. The transcript is spliced from 2 exons.
GGGUCAGCUUUGUUGUUUCACCCAACUCCCUAAAAUUAGCUUUGCUCAUCAUCAUAACACCCCCAAAAAAAAAAAAAAAAUCCAAUCCAACUAAAAAUAACAAAAUUUAACAAAUCCCCUUGUAUUUUAUUUUUCUCAAACAAUCUUAAGAUUGAUAAUUUCCCAAAAUAACAAAAAAGAAUUGAUUAAUUAAUUAAUUAAUUAGUAAACAAAAUGGGGAGGUCCCCUUGUUGUGAGAAAGCUCACACAAACAAAGGAGCAUGGACAAAAGAAGAAGAUGAUAGGUUGGUUGCAUACAUUAAGGCUCAUGGUGAAGGUUGUUGGCGUUCUCUUCCUAAAGCCGCCGGACUUCUCCGGUGCGGUAAAAGUUGCCGUCUCCGGUGGAUUAAUUACCUCCGCCCUGAUUUGAAGAGGGGUAAUUUUACUGAAGAAGAAGAUGAACUCAUCAUCAAGUUGCAUAGUCUUCUUGGUAACAAGUGGUCGUUGAUAGCAGGAAGAUUACCAGGAAGAACAGAUAAUGAGAUAAAGAAUUAUUGGAACACACACAUCAAAAGAAAGCUUAUAAACAGGGGAAUUGACCCUGUUUCACAUAGAUCAAUGAAUGAAGCUGCAUCAAAUCCAGAAUCUUCACCAGCAACAGCAACAGCAACAACACCCAAUAACUCAACAACAACAACUAUCUCAUUCUCUGCUCCAAUCACAAUUCCCAAGAAAGAGGAAGUUUUUGGAUUAAAAGAUGAGAUUUUUAAUAAUAAUAAUAAUAAUCAACAAUUACAAGAACAUCAACCCAGAAGAAAAACAGAGAGAUGCCCAGAUUUGAACCUUGAUUUGAAAAUCAGCCCACCUUAUCAACAACAACAACAGCAGAAUUCAGAGAUGAAAACAGGGACAAGGAUUUGCUUUAGUUGCAGUUUAGGGUUGGAAAAAAGUCAACAGGAUUGUAAUUGCAGUCAAAGUAUUAAUAUGGUUGGUUGCAGUAAUAAUGGUAGCAGUAUUUGUUAUGAUUUCUUGGGAUUGAGUGCUUUGGACUAUAGAAGCAUGGAGAUGAUGAAGUGAUAUACGGAGAACAAUUACUUUUUUAUAAUUUCUUUUUUGAGGAUUAACAAAUCCUUUUUAGAUUAUUGGUGUAAUUAGUGGUAGAAUAUAUUAACAUAAAUUCUAAUGAUUAUUUCCCAGGAAUACGAAGAAUUACGAAGUAUGACAU